Molecule: messenger RNA, 1572 nt
Organism: Elaeis guineensis (African oil palm)
Lineage: Eukaryota; Viridiplantae; Streptophyta; Magnoliopsida; Arecales; Arecaceae
Product: probable strigolactone esterase DAD2
Source: RefSeq, a predicted model, not a curated record
UGCAAGGAGAACAGGAAUAAAAGGGCGGGUGGGGGGAGGGGAGGUAGAAGCAGCAGCAUCCUUCUCUUCCCCCUCCAAAUCCCUCUUCCUAACCCCACAGUAUAUAUAUAUAUAUAUGCUCUGUCCCUCCUGAUGCCCCUCUGAGCACCAACCAAUCCAGACCCAAAAAUCAGAGACUAAACAGAGAGAUCAAUCUAUAGGAAGGGAGUUCAUCUAGAAGGAGAUGGGAGGCAGCAGCAACUGGAGCGGCGGCGGACCCACCGGCAGCAAGCUGCUGGAGAUCCUGAACGUGAGGGUGGUCGGCAACCCCAACCGUCCGGCGCUGGUGCUCUCCCACGGCUUCGGCACCGACCAGUCGGCGUGGAACCGCGUCGUCCCCUACUUCGAGCGCGACUACCGCAUCGUUCUCUACGACCUCGUCUGCGCCGGCAGCGUCAACCCCGACCACUUCGACUUCCGCCGCUACACCACCCUCGACGCCUACGUCGACGACCUCCUCGCCAUCCUCGAUGCCCUCCACAUCGACCGUUGCUUCUUCGUCGGCCAUUCCGUCUCCGCCAUGAUCGGCAUCCUCGCCGCCAUCCGCCGCCCCGACGCCUUCCUCAAGCUCAUCCUCAUCGGCGCCUCUCCCAGGUUUUUGAAUGAUAAGGACUAUAUCGGAGGAUUCGAGAAGGGGGAGAUAGAGCGGGUGUUCGUGGCGAUGGAGUCGAACUACGAGGCAUGGGUGAGGGGUUUCGCGCCGCUGGCGGUGGGGGCGGACGUGCCGGCGGCGGUGAGGGAGUUCAGCCGGACGCUGUUCAACAUGCGGCCGGACAUCUCCUUGUUCGUGUCGAGGACGGUGUUCCACAGCGAUCUCCGAGGGGUGCUGGGGGUGGUGCGGGUGCCCUGCGUCAUCGUCCAGACGGCCAAGGACGUGUCGGUGCCGCUCUCCGUCGCCGCCUACCUCAAGACCCACCUCGGCGGCCGCACCACCGUCGAGAUCCUGAACACCGAGGGCCACCUCCCCCACCUCAGCGCCCCCGCCGCCUUCGUCACCGCCCUCCGCCGCUCGCUCGCCCGGUGACCGGUGGCGGUGGUCGUGGCGUCUGGGGCCCUCCACCACCACGGACGGCACCAUUGAAUUGAUUAAGUGCUGGGCUGUUUGGCUGAUGACACGUGGAGAAUAAUGUGUGGGUGCUUACCGGUUAUGCCGGAUAAAUUAUCUGAGUACCCCACGUGGAGGUCAUGUCAUCUCGCUUUAUUUUUAUUUUUAUUUUUAUUUUUGUUUGUGCUUAUCUUUUUCUCAACGAAGGUGGUGGAAGAACGGAUGGGAUUUCCUUUGCUUUUGAAUCUACCUUCAAUAAGUGAAGUAGAUGUAUAAUUGGGUUGUGGUUUGAUGCGCAGGGGGCGUGUGGUGGGCUUCGCCGCAUAAACUUUGCUUUUCUUUUUCUGGUGGUAGGUGGGGGAGAGAGAUGAGGGGAGAUUUAUUUUGGAGAAACGAAUGAUUUGCUGCGUGCAAGGGAAGGUUGGGUGAUAGGAGCAAUCAAUUAUGGAGAUAGAUCAGAUGGGUCCCCUGGAGGGCCACCAUUGAUG